Messenger RNA from Aaosphaeria arxii CBS 175.79, 832 nucleotides. Its product is annotated as Sm-like ribonucleo protein. Lineage: Eukaryota; Fungi; Ascomycota; Dothideomycetes; Pleosporales. The coding region runs from base 129 to 473 and encodes 114 amino acids. Gene Ontology annotation, biological process: spliceosomal snRNP assembly; RNA processing. The transcript is spliced from 3 exons. Gene Ontology annotation, molecular function: RNA binding. The record is from RefSeq and is a predicted model, not a curated record. Gene Ontology annotation, cellular component: precatalytic spliceosome; U12-type spliceosomal complex; U5 snRNP.
UUCGAUAUUCCACAACGACGAAGACAAAACCACAUAUACACGCCCACCACGCGCCUCGUGCGGCAAACUGAUCACCCGGAAACACGUAAACCGUUUGAAACCAUUCGCGCGAUCCAAAAUCGACCAACAUGACGAGCACGAUCGGAAUACCCAUCAAGCUCCUCAACGAGGCAGCUGGCCACAUUGUCACUCUUGAGAUCACAUCUGGCGAGGUAUACCGCGGCAAGCUCAUAGAAGCCGAGGACAACAUGAACGUCCAAUUGAAAGACAUCACCGUGACCGCGCGCGACGGCCGAGUCUCGCAUCUCGAGCAGGUCUACAUCCGAGGAUCGCACGUCCGCUACUUCAUCGUCCCCGACAUGUUGCGAAAUGCACCCAUGUUCCGAUCGAGAGGCACAAGAGGCCGUGGUGUGGGUCUGGCGCGUGGAAGGGCAACCGUCAACAGGGCCAGGGGAGUGCGCGGUGGACGUUGAAGCGGGGGAGAGAUUUGGGUGCGGAUGAAUACUGCGCGCGAAGACACUUGAAUUUUUGGGGGAGGCCUUCCACAUAUAAUGACGAGAUGGACACGAGGAGAAUAUCAGCAAACACGACCACAGGACGAGGCUGGACACGCAAUUGGAACUAGUCGUGUCAGGAGGGCUUCGAAGCUGCAAAACGUAUGAACAUUUGGAGAGGAUAACAGCAGGAAAGAGUCCAUCUGAUAGAUACCACGGACACAGGUCCGGCAAACGAAUGUAAAUCUUUCGAUCCAUGUGUGCCGAGCGAUACGUCUAUUAUGCGAUAUAUCCACAUAGUCUUUGACGCACGGUAUCCGUAUUGCUUUGAAUUGCUC